AUGACUGGUACUUCGGAGAACGAAACUACCCCUACUGACAUUGCUCUCAGAGAAUCACCUCUGCGUGAACUGCCUGAGUCAUCACCUACUGAAGACGUCAUGAAAAUGAUGUUUGAAAAAAUCGCCCAUCUUCAAGAGGAAGUGGCGCGAAACAAAGCUGCUAAUGCCCCCCGAGAGGCCCCUGCUAAAGAAAGAAGGCCUCCACCAUUUUUUCCAUCUCUGAAUUCACCAUUACCAGAUCACUUCCCCACUAGGUCCGUUAUGACCACCAUGCCAUUUACCCCAAUCGAUGGACACAUUGGUGCCUCGAGCCACAUCCCACCACCACUUAACACCAACCAAAUUCUCGGGACCGCCCACUCUAUCCCUUCUUACCCAACACCACAAAAUACCCAUCCCGGCAUCACUAUACAACCAAGCAUCACCCCACUACCAACUGACAAAAGCACCCCUAUUACCCGAAUUCGCCCUGCUGUUUCUUUCCACACGCCUGUCACACCAGGUACCUUCUCACCCGAUCAAGAAAUUGACCAUUAUGAAGAGAUGGAAAAGGCAUGGAAGGCCGAACAAGAAAAACAGGAAGAAAGGCUUGAGCGGAAGAUGACCGCAAUGUUGGAACGAUCCAUGAGGACUACCCUCACUGGCACAGGUCUAAGCUAUGACGAUUUGUGCAUGCAUCCACUUGGAUUUACCCAAAGGCUUCAAAGUACCCCGUUUCGAAUUGUUCAACGGGACAGAAAUCCUAAAGCGCACUUGCGGGCCUACUGCGACCAAUUGGUCGGUGUCCGAGACAAUCAAGCGCUCAUCAUGAGGUUGUUCAGCCGAAGUUUGACAGGAGAAGCCUCAGAAUGGUUCACGGCGCAAGAUAUACGCCGUUGGGUCACAUGGGAAGACAUGGCUGCUGCUUUCAUGGAAAGAUUCCAUUUUAAUAUGGAGACGGUGCCGGAUAGAUAUUAUUUGGAGAAAGUAAAACAAAAGUCCACCGAGAACUUUCGCGAAUACGCAAGCAGGUGGAGAACAGAGGCUGCCCGAGUACAACCUCCUAUGGGCGAAGAAGAACUUGUGUCGAUUUUCAUCCGUUCACAAAAAAUAGAUUUCUAUGAUAGAAUGCUUUCAAUGGCGGGAAGACCUUUCUCUGAAUUGGUCAAAAUGGGCGAGGCCAUAGAAGAUGGUCUCAAGACUGGCCGAAUCAUAAGCAUGACUGGAAAAUCCGCUGGUUCAAGCUCAACCGGGUUCGUGCGCAAAAAGAAGGAAGACGUGGCUAGCAUAUCCCACACUCCUAGUCCCAAACCCAAAAGAAGGGAAGAUUUCCCAAUGGAAGCAUAUGCUUCACCUCCUCCAAAUACCUACAUACCCACCCCUUACAACACGGUGCCCGUAUAUUACGCGCAACCGACCUUCCAAUCACCACCCCAAAACUACCAAGCUCCACCAAAUGCCUUCCAAUCACCUCCCCCAAAUUACCAAGCUCCAUAG
This is a messenger RNA of Lycium ferocissimum, 1476 nucleotides long. RefSeq lists its product as uncharacterized. The coding region runs from base 1 to 1476 and encodes 491 amino acids. NCBI's taxonomy places the organism in Eukaryota, Viridiplantae, Streptophyta, Magnoliopsida, Solanales, Solanaceae. The transcript has a single exon. The record is from RefSeq and is a predicted model, not a curated record.